Messenger RNA from Lepus europaeus (European hare), 1765 nucleotides. Its product is annotated as N-acetyllactosaminide beta-1,3-N-acetylglucosaminyltransferase 3-like. Bases 1 to 1122 code for a protein of 373 amino acids. The transcript is spliced from 2 exons. Gene Ontology annotation, molecular function: N-acetyllactosaminide beta-1,3-N-acetylglucosaminyltransferase activity. Gene Ontology annotation, cellular component: membrane. NCBI's taxonomy places the organism in Eukaryota, Metazoa, Chordata, Mammalia, Lagomorpha, Leporidae. The record is from RefSeq and is a predicted model, not a curated record.
AUGCGCUGCCCGCGGCCCCUGCGCGCGGACGCGGGCCUUCUGCUGGCCGUGGGCGCCCUGGCGCUCCUGGUGCUGCUGGGCCUGCACGUGGCGCCGCCAGGCUGCCCGGCCGCGGAGCCGCCGCGCGCCCCCCGCGAGGCGCCCACGCGGCCCACGGCGGCCUCGCCCCCGCGCCCGGCGCCCUGCGUGGCCAACGCGUCGGUGGCGGCGCACCCCGAGUUCAAGGCGCAGCCGGCGCACGUGCGCGACUUCCUGCUCUACCGGCACUGCCGCGCCUUCCCGCUGCUGCAGGACGCCCCGCGCGACAAGUGCGCCGGGCCCGUGUUCCUGCUGCUCGCCAUCAAGUCCUCGCCCGGCAACUACGAGCGCCGCGAGCUCGUCCGCCGCACCUGGGGCCGCGAGCGGCGCGUGCGGGGCGCGCAGCUGCGCCGCCUCUUCCUCGUGGGCACGGCGGCCAGCGCGCACGAGGCCCGCAAGGUGAACCGGCUGCUGGCGCUGGAGGCGGAGGCGCACGGCGACAUCCUGCAGUGGGCCUUCCACGACUCCUUCUUCAACCUCACGCUCAAGCAGGUGCUGUUCCUGGAGUGGCAGGGCCGAAGGUGCGCGGACGCCAGCUUCGUGCUGAACGGCGACGACGAUGUGUUUGCCCACACGGACAACAUGGUGGCCUACCUGCAGAGCCAGGACCCCGGCCACCACCUCUUCGUGGGCCACCUCAUCCGGAACGUGGGCCCCAUCCGCGCGCCCUGGAGCAAGUACUUCGUGCCCAGGCUGGUGAUGGCGCAGGAGCGCUACCCGCCCUACUGCGGCGGCGGCGGCUUCCUGCUCUCGCGCUUCACGGCCACCGCGCUGCGCCGCGCCGCGCCCACGCUCGACCUCUUCCCCAUCGAUGAUGUCUUCCUGGGCAUGUGCCUGCAGCGCGCCGGCCUCGAGCCCGCCUCGCACAGCGGCGUGCGCACGGGCGGCCUGCGCGCGCCCUCCGCCGCCCACUCCUCCUUCGACCCCUGCUUCUACCGGGAGCUGCUGCUCGUGCAUCGCUUCCUGCCCUACGAGCUCCUGCUCAUGUGGGAGGCGCUCAACCAGCCUGACCUGGCCUGCGGCCGCCGGGCCCGCAUCUACUGAGCGCCCUGCCCCGCCGGGGCGUGCGUGGAGCCCGCCCCCGAACCCCGGGACGCUCAGACCCUCGUCCUCCCCCACCACCACCAGGGGCUCAGGGCGCGGGGCCGGGCCGGGGAGGGGUGGAUAACAUGGAGUAAGCGGUUGGUGAACUCCUAGGCAUCCCGCAAACCCCCUCUGGUCCUGCCCAGACCCCCGCCCCUAGGCUCCCGGCGGCUGGGAUCCACGCUAUGAAGCCUCCGACGUGUCAGGGCCGAGUGCCUUUGCCAGCCUUGUCCCCAGGCGGCGGGCAGCGCCUGAGUUCACCCAGGACUCUUCGUCUCAGGUGCCGCUGGGAGACAAGGUUCCCGGGCCAGGGAUUGAGGGGCCCCUGUUAGCACCGCGGGGGCCCCUGGGAUGUGGUGGGAGGGGCCUAGCCCUGCGCUGGCCCCCCGCAUCUGUGGGAGCUCAGAGCUUUGAGUGUCCCCUGUGGAAGACUUGCUCCCCACCCUCGGGCGCCCAAAGAACGCAGGGAACGGCCUGGGCACUGGGGGGGUGGGAGAGCCCAGGUCAGCGCGUGCAGGCGCCUAGGGAGGCGGGCGCGGGGCCCGGCCUUGGGCAGGUGUUCGGACUGCGGCUGGGCGGCGGAUCCUCAGGGAAUUAAAUGUUU